AGAGAUCUACAUAACAGGAUAGAUAUAAUGCUGUCUGCCAAGGGUACCUUUUCGACUCCAGUAUUCCAAUGCUUGGUACCACCUGUGAAGUUAGGGUGACCAGAUGUCCCGAUUUUAUAGGGACAGUCUUGAUUUUUGGGUCUUUUUCUUAUAUAAGCUCCUAUUACCCCCCACCCCCAGUCCCCAUUUUUUAGAUUUGCUGUCUCGUCACUCUAUGCGGAGUUAGCAUCAGAAGCACUGGAAUAUUUUUCAGAAACAAGGCUAGUGCAGGCAAAGUCUUACUAUCAAUAUGUAUGCAGAUUUAUACAGCAUACCUACCUCUUUUCCUUUCUUUGUUGCUAGUGUUUUUUGACAUAUUUCUGUACACAGUACAAAUACUAAACAAAAGUUGUAAAUUUGGAUUCCAGAAUAGUCUUUUUAGACCUGUACUUUGAACACUCAAUUUACUUAAAUUACUUGCAUGUGAUCUUUAAUCCAAUCACACUGAGGAAACCUUGACAUUGUUAAUUAAAAUAGAUGUCUCUGCCAAUUGCUUCAAAUUUCCACACUUGAGUUCAUGGUUAGAAUCAGCAAAUAUUUUAGACUGUAAAAUGAAGCUAGGUAAAAAACUGCAAAAUAUAUAAGGAAUAUUCUUCCAUUAGCAGGAGAAUCUAUUAAAUGGCUCCAUCUGUAUUUUCUGUAAAUUCUAUGUAAUGGAAGAAAAACCGAGUUUGACUGUAGUUAUUUGUGUAGCUCUUAAGUGUGCCUAGCAUUAUGCAAUGGAUAAUAUGUGUUAACGUGAGUCUCUGCCCAUAGAACCUUGUAGUCUUAAUAGUGAUACCAGUAUAGAAAGGGAGAGUGGGAAGUGGCCUGUGUAUUUAGAGAGCUUUUUUGAUAUAAAGUUUAAAAAUGUCGUUUAGGUGGCAAAAUCAAGCACUUGAAAGUUAGGAAAUAAGAUUUAAGGUUUCCCAUCCAACCUUCAUUCCACCUCUUUGUGCAUCCAUCCUGUGGAAAAGAAAUAUUAUGUAAUUAAAGACUGCACAAGGGAGCAGAAUUAAGGUAUCAUGGGCAAUCUGAUGGCAAAUUAGGAGUUAUCGUUAGAUUUCUCAUUUGACUAUUGGAAUUGUUUUAGGAAUACCCCUGAGGACAUUCAUGACCAGUUCACCACAGCCAACCACCCUAUUGUGUAAAACAUACAUCACCUCAUCCAGCUAAUAAAAGGCUUGGCAGGAUACUGGACUUGUCCUAUCCACCACUAGUAAUGAGGCCUGCAAAAUGUUUGAUGCUACACUGACUCAGUAUGUCACAUGGACCAAUGAUAAGAGUCUAGGAGGCAUUGAAGGAUCUCUCUCCAAGUUACUAGCAGCAGAUCCAACUUUUACGAUGGGACACGUGAUUGCUAAUGGCUUGGUUCUGAUUGGAACUGGAACUUCAGUGAGGUUAGACAAAAAGCUGGACAGUGCGAUGAAAAAGAUGGUGGCACUUUCAGAAUCGCAGCCCCUGACUGAGAGGGAGAAGCUACAUGUUUCUGCACUCGACAUGUUUGCCAGUGGGCGUUUUCCCAAAGCUUGUGAUGUGUGGGAUCAAAUUCUACGGGACCAUCCAACUGACAUACUAGCACUCAAAUUUGCCCAGGCCACUUACUUUUACAUGGGAUGUCAAACACAGAUGCGAGACUCUGUUGCCCGUGUUUAUCCUUACUGGACACCUGAUAUUCCUCUUAGUAGCUAUGUGAAAGGCAUAUACUCCUUUGGACUGAUGGAAACUAAUUAUUUUGAUCGUGCUGAAAAGCUUGCCAAUGAGGCCUUAGCUAUAAACCAGUCAGAUGCAUGGUCUGUCCAUACCAUAGCACACAUAAAUGAAAUGAAAGCAGACCUGAAGAAUGGGUUGACAUUUAUGAAGCAAACUGAAAACAACUGGAAGGACUGUGACAUGCUUGCUUGCCAUAAUUACUGGCACUGGGCUUUGUAUUUCAUUGGAAAGGGUGACUAUGAGGCUGCUUUGACAAUUUAUGACAAUCAUAUUGCUCCUGCAUGCCUGUCAAGCAGAAGUAUGUUAGCUGUGCUAGAUAACUGCUCCAUGCUGUACCGGCUUCAGUUGGAAGGUGUAAAGGUGGGAGACAGAUGGAACAAAGUUAUCCCUCUGGCAAAGAAGCACACCAAAGAUCAUGUUUGGCUUUUCAAUGAUGUCCACAUUCUCAUGUCUUUGCUCGGGGUCAAAGACCACAAAACCACCAAUGAGCUCUUAACAACUCUUCAGGAACUUGCCAAAGCACCUGGUGAAGACCAUGAGCUGGGUCUGGCUCCAAAAUUGGGGUUGCCACUUUGCCAGGCUUUGGUAGAGUUUGACAACGGAAAUUAUGACAAGACAGUAGAAUUACUUUAUCCAAUUCGCUAUGAACUCCUGCAGAUAGGAGGCAGCAAUGCUCAGAGAGAUGUUUUCAGCCAGCUAUUGAUUCAUGCUGCUUUAAAUUGUAAAUCAAAAGCCUAUCAAAAACUGGCUAGAUGCCUCCUGUCAGAACGUGAUGGGUUGAUACCAAAUUCACCAUUGACUGAGCGACUUAUUCGGAAAGUAUCAGCUGUUCAUGCGAUGGGAUGAAUCUUAAAUCUGUUAUUCCAGUGGAAAUAAUAAUUAGCACUGUAAUGAGUCUCUUUCUAUGACAUUAAAGGAAUCAAAAUAGGGAAAAUCCUGCAUCAUCAGCCAUUCCAGAUCUUCUAAAUAUCUGAGCUUUGGGAAGCUUCUUUUGGUGAUUCAGCAUCAUUGCUUGAGCUUCUGACACACCUCUGAUUCUUGGAAGAUUGUAGCCUAGCUGUGCCUAGCAGGGUGACAGUAGCAAAUGAAAUAGUGUAGGGAUAUUAAAGAAGGUACUAACAGUGAUUCCCCCAAGUGACAGUGACCCCCCCAGUUUCACGAAGUACAAAAAUCUUUUAGUUCUUCUGUUAAAACUUGUAAGCUCGUGUCUGGAGAAACCACUGAUUGUAUCUGUCUUGUGAAAGAUACUCUAUUACUAUGUAAAACUUACAAACAAGUUAAUUGACUUUGUUCUUGAAGUAAACACUAUGUUACCUGUAAUUGGUACAAUGUAAACAAACGCUAUAAGCCGUCAAGUGACUUUCACUUCAUUGUAACAGCAAGGGCUCCUAGGCACACACCCCAAAAGUGGUGGAGACAGUAAAUUAAAAUAUGGUUAAGAUAUGGAAUGUAUGUUGAUGAAUGCUUGAUGUACAUGAAUGGUUAGGGAGGUGCCAGCCUAGAAAGGGAGUAUCCAUCGGCCAAAGAAUGUGUCAAGUGGACCACCAGACAACCCCCGGAGGGUAAACUGGGAUCCACCCCAACACCUGGAAGGAUGAGAAACACAAACUUUGGACAGUGUGGAGCCACCAGGAAUGUGCCACUUUAGACAGUGUGGAGCCACCAGGAAUGUGCCAUCUGCUGAUUGAGUCAGCAACAGCAGGAUGAAACAGCUCCCAUAGAUUAACAUAGGAAUUAAUUCCUAUAAGAAUGAACUCCAAAAUCUGAGGAUUUUGAGUCUCUGGUUCUGCUGCCAACCUCCAGGAGCAUCAGGUGCAUCUGACACAGACUCGGCUCCAUCCUCAUGACCAAGAUACCUGGCCAGUAACUUGGCAUGAGCAACUUCUAGGCUGGUAAC
Molecule: messenger RNA, 3628 nt
Organism: Mauremys reevesii (Reeves's turtle)
Lineage: Eukaryota; Metazoa; Chordata; Testudines; Geoemydidae
Product: tetratricopeptide repeat protein 38-like
Exons: 14
Coding region: 1255-2577 (440 amino acids)
Molecular function (GO): protein binding
Source: RefSeq, a predicted model, not a curated record